This is a messenger RNA of Monosiga brevicollis MX1, 4011 nucleotides long. RefSeq lists its product as uncharacterized. Gene Ontology annotation, molecular function: protein kinase activity; ATP binding; protein binding. Lineage: Eukaryota; Choanoflagellata; Craspedida; Salpingoecidae. Gene Ontology annotation, biological process: protein phosphorylation. The record is from RefSeq and is a predicted model, not a curated record. The transcript is spliced from 17 exons. The coding region runs from base 1 to 4011 and encodes 1336 amino acids.
AUGGUCUCAGUCCUUCUGGUUGGACUGGGCCUCUUCUUUUCCGUUCCACACCCGGUGGCAGCCUACGCCAAUGGCUCUACUCCGGAUUACAGUUCAAACCGCCUGCAAGCGGUGCGCGCCACCAAACUAGAUGCCAGCCUGGUUGGUUUGACCAUGGCUCGCCUCAGCCGGAUGACACUCGCAGGGGAGCAAGAAAACUUUGUUGUGACCUUUGGUGGUCAUACCAACAUUCAGUCAAGCGAUUUCGCCGGAUCCACCACACUCUUGGGUAUUAGUGCGACAAACCACGAGGUCAAGCCGUACGAUUGUACCUUGACCGGUGAAGGUCCCGUCGCGCGAGCCACCGCCGGCUACGUUGUUCGUAACAACAGUCUCUACAUUGUUGGUGGCUACUCAGCCGCCUCUACCGCCCUCUCUGAUGCCUGGCGCUUAACCCUCGUCGGGUCUGACAUCAACGGCUGGCCGUUGUGCCAGUGGGACCGCUUUACUGUCACCGGCACCCUUGAUGAGCUAGCCCGCACUACCAUGCUCGUCGUUGAUGAGACGCACGCCCUUUUGUUCGGCGGCUGCAUUGGUCGCCCUGACCCUGAAACAGCAAAGUGCAACGAGCUCAAUGCAAAUGGCUACCUCGCCACCUACGAUGAUGCAGCCCGUACCGUCCAUUGGCAGCGACUCAAACAAGCUCCCAACAGCGCCGUCGUCAACCGCUACAACAUUGCCUCUCUCUACUCAUACGAUGACGACCUCGCACUAGACUUUGUUGCACCCCGUCUCGUCUGUGGUGGAUUUGACCAAGAUACGACAAAUUCAUUCGACACAGGUUACACUGGUCAUUAUGCAGCGGAAUGCUAUCUGUGGAGUGUCAACUUGACUGCUUCGCCGCCAACCCUGUUCUGGGAGCUCUCUACCUAUCGCUUGCCCAUCCUCUAUUCUCGAGCCCACAUCUUCCUUGUCAGUUCCGGGAUGGAGUACUCAGUUAUGGCCAUUGGCACCCCCCUGGCCGCCACAACUGUGCUCAAAACAUACCGUCUCCUGACCAACGGAUCGGCUGUGAUUUUUGCCGACAAUGACGUCAGCGUCCGCAACCAGCCGUUUCUUGAAGGAUAUGGUGUCAUGCCUCGCGAUUUUGCUUCGACCAACGUGCCGAGUAUCGGCAAAACGGUGGUUGCGGGCCCCCUGGCAUCUCUUGUUGAUGGCUCGGCUCAGCCUUAUUGGUUCAUGCAUUUGGAUGCUGAAAUGAACACAUGUGAAUGGGACGUAUCCUCUCUCGUAUACAGCCCAGCGGCGGGAAUCCUCAGUGGCAUGGCACGUCUAUCGGACGAUCGCGUCCUCAAAGCUGGCCAUGUUUCGGCGGGAGUCUUCGCCGACUCUUGGAUCCUAUCCACUGCCGACAUCCAAGAUUCCUCUGUCGCGUGGCGCAGCGUUUCAUUCGAUCCCGAAGCUGAUUAUGUCGACUUUUAUCCCUUCAAUUUUAAUGGCACAUCCGCUCGAACUCUGUCCAUCGAGAUUUGCGGGGAUGUGAUUCCAUUUGACCCUACACAAGGUUGCUGCGGUGCUGCCGUCGACAUCCCCAAGGAGCACAUUGCUGGCCUGCGCACAGAUGCCAACGAGCCCACGGGCAACGUGAUCGCGGCAUGGGGCGGCCUGUACAGCAUUCCUACAGAUUGGCUCUGGCGACCCCUUCCAACACUAAAUAUCGUCCAUCUCACAGCUUCGCGCGUAUACAGUUACGUUUACAAUAUGCAGCCCAUCGCCAAACCUUCACGCAGCGGGUCCUUAACCUACGCCCCAACAUCCCGUGUGGCAUUGGCAUAUGGUGGCUACGAUUGCAAUCUCGACGUGACCGGUCAAUUGCUGCUCUUCAGCUUGGUCAAGGGCCAUGCUGCAGCCGUGCUGUUGCGUAGCAAUGGCGAUGAGGAAAUGAUCGUGGCUGGUCGGCCCGGAUCGAACGAAGAGGAUACAUUAAAGUUUUGCUAUACUUGCAUUUACAUCUUCUCGUUAAAGACGCGAGCAUGGCGACGCCAAGAGCUAGCAUCGCCGUAUCAAGGCCUGGGCCAGCUUCGCUUUAUGACGGGCAUUGCACUUACACACAGCAUGCCGUCGCGGCGACGGGAUGCCUUCAAAUGGCUGCUUCUGGGUGGCCUGAGCCCGUCGGGCAAUGCGAAUUCUAACCUGUUUAUUUACGACCACGUGACGAACAACCUUGAGUAUGUGUACAAUGACAACAACGAUCGCGUCACUUUGGACCAGCCCCGUUAUGGCAUGUCGGGCGUUUAUGCCGCUGGCAAGGUGAUGAUGUGGGGUGGAGCCACGGCAGACGGUUCUUUUCUUGGUGAUUUUUCUAUAUUGAACCUCUCUUGCAACCCGGGCAAGAAGCUGAAUCGCACUGACGCGGACGCACGGACCUUUGCCGAUGCUCCAUGCAUCGACUGCCUGGCCGGAACCUACUGGCUGGCCGGUGACUGCAGCAACUGUCCAGAGGGAUUGACGUCCAAUGCAGGGGCUAGCCAUAUUUCUGACUGCAAUAUUUGCAACAAAAACUACUGCCGCAAUGGGGCCAGUUGCCACGUGGAAUCCAUCGCUGGCAGCGAGAGCUUGCAUCUUCCGCGAUGCAAGUGCUCGGUGCUGCACUCGGGCGUGCGCUGCGAGACUUCAUUAGUGGCACUGGUAGUGAUCACUACCUUCUUGAGUCUGGCCGCUCUGGCUGUCAUUGCACUUUAUUACCUCCACCGCCACUUCAAGCGCACCACGCACUACGAGCGUUUGGAGUUGGAGGAGCGUCACGAACAACAGGUGAACGAAAUGCAGUUUGAGUUUGAUGAACUUGCUGCUGUUUGGGAUAUCCCAUCGUCAGACUUGGAAAUCUUUGAGGACAUUGGGGAGGGCAGCCUUGGUGCUGUCAAGCGUGGGCGUUGGAAGAGCCAGGAUCGACAAGUGGCCUUAAAAAUGUGGAAUGCCAAGUCUCUUUUCAUGGCAGGGCACGAGGAGUUGCGGCAGGAAAUUACCACUUUGCGCACUUUGCGUCAUGAGAACAUUGUUGAGUUUCUCGGGGCGUGCUUCGAAGAGCCCGUCUUUUUGGUGAUGGAGUAUGUGGAGCGGGGUUCGCUCCGCAGCAUCUUGGACAAGCCCGAGGUGGAGCUCUCCGCACACGUGCGCGAAGGCUUCAUUUCUGAUGCCAUUCGGGGGCUCAACUAUUUGCAUCGCAAGCAACGCAUCCAUCGCGAUGUCAAGGCUGAUAAUUGUUUGAUCACAUUUAAAUGGACCCUCAAAAUCACCGAUUUCGACAAAGCAAAACGAGUGCGGGAAGAUCAAAUGCUAUCCGUGUCUGAAGAAGACCCCGAUUACACGGAUGUGGACCCAAAUGCGACCAUCAAAUCCAAUGAUGCGGGUCGCUUGUUGAGCCGAUAUCUCAAUCGAACGCAGCGCCGCAAGCAAGGCGACUCGUCCUCCUCCAUCGAGCCCUUGUCAGAGGAGGGUGAACUACAAGAGCGCCCACAGCACACGUCCUUGAUUGGCACUCUGGGCUGGAUGGCUCCUGAAGUGCUCGAUGGAGGCCAGUACUCUUUUCCCGCCGAUGUGGCGGGCCAUGUGUGUGUGUGUGUGUGUGUGUGUGUGUGUGUGUGUGUGUGUGUGUGUGUGUGUGUGUGUGUGAUGGGCAAACUCAUGGUCGCCGUGCAUGUUUUCAGCUUUUCCGUGUUGGUGUGGGAAAUCGUCACGCGCAAGUAUCCCAUGUCACACUUGCGCUUUAUUCAUCAAAUGCGCGAGGCCUACGUUGAGGGCGAGCGCCCCGAAAUUCCUGCGAGCUGUCCAUCAGAGCUGCAACGUUUGAUGGAGCGGUGCUGGGCCACAGAUCCGGCGGCGCGACCGACCUUUCAGAUGCUCGAGUCGGAGUUUGCACGAGCCAGCAUUCGGCGUGGCUCUCGGCUCACGCACUCUAUGCGCCGACGGCUGAGCAGUGAAUCAUCGGCUGUUCUCGUGCUGGCCGGCCCGCCCGAAGAGGCAACUGCGUGA